This is a messenger RNA of Heterocephalus glaber (naked mole-rat), 4814 nucleotides long. It is a transcript of the gene Ssc5d, whose product is annotated as scavenger receptor cysteine rich family member with 5 domains. Gene Ontology annotation, cellular component: plasma membrane; extracellular matrix. Gene Ontology annotation, biological process: defense response; detection of bacterial lipoprotein; zymogen activation. NCBI's taxonomy places the organism in Eukaryota, Metazoa, Chordata, Mammalia, Rodentia, Bathyergidae. The record is from RefSeq and is a predicted model, not a curated record. Gene Ontology annotation, molecular function: serine-type endopeptidase activity; extracellular matrix binding.
GAGUGCGCGCCCUAGCGUGCUGGGUGGGGGCUCCCUGAGCCGGAGCCUUGGUGGCCCCACUCUGGGGACUCCAGCUGGGGAGCGGGGCUUCAGGAGCAGACCCGCAGGGCUGCUGGGUGUUUUUCCGGAUCCAAAGUCCCUUUGCUGCUGCUCCCAGCUGUGCUUCCCAGGCCAGAUGGGGGGGGGCUGGCCCUCCCCGGGCUGCUGCCCCAUCGUCUCCGGCUCUGGAUGCUGGCUGCAGACUGCUGGCCGACGCCCCUCCCAGUGGGUCCCUCCUCCCACUCUUGCCGCCGGCCCCUCCCCUCCUGUGCCCUGUGCCUCGGCAGCCUCUCUCCCUCCUGGCCAAGCCUGGCCCUGCCUGCUGCUCGGGACCGGGGCCGUGCUGGGCGCUGCUUCCCUCCUGGCCACUGGCCCCAAUCCCUUGCCCUUCACCCCAGCCCUGCCGGACUCUGCGCCCAUGAGGGUCUUGGCCUGUCUCCUCGCAGCACUGGUGGGGAUCCAGGCCGUUGACCGGCUGCGCCUGGCCGAUGGCCCCCACGGCUGUGCCGGCCGCCUGGAGGUCUGGUAUGGCAGCCGCUGGGGCACCGUGUGUGACGACGGAUGGGACCUGCAGGAUGCCGCGGUGGCCUGCCGGGAGCUGGGCUGCGGAGGGGCGCUGGCCGCCCCCGGGGGCGCCUUCUUUGGGGAGGGCACAGGGCCCGUGUGGCUCAGUGAGCUGGCCUGCCAGGGCCUCGAGGAGCGGCUGGGCCUCUGUCCCCACCGGGGCUGGAAGGCCCACAUCUGCUCGCACGAGGAGGACGCGGGCGUGGUCUGCACAGGCCAGCGUGCGGCAGACUCUCAGCAUGACUCAACCUCCCCGCUGGAUGGGGAGCCCAGGCCUGGCUCCGAGGAGCCCCCUGUGACUCACGCCCCCCGCCCAGCUGGAAGCCCCCAGAACGGCCCCCGGAAGAAAAGCCCCCGGCCACCCAAGCAGGCCAAGUCCACCAGAGCCCCUUUGCUGACCACCGGGGCCCCCCGCCAAGACCGGCUGCGCCUGGUCUCGGGCCCCCACAGCUGUGCCGGCCGCCUGGAGGUCUGGCACGGCGGGCGCUGGGGGUCCGUGUGUGACGACGGAUGGGACCUGCAGGACGCCGCGGUGGCCUGCCGGGAGCUGGGCUGCGGAGGGGCGCUGGCCGCCCCCGGGGGCGCCAGAUUCGGGCCUGGCUCGGGGCCCGUGUGGAUGGACGACGUGGGCUGUGCAGGAGCAGAGCAGGCCCUCCGGGACUGUCCCCGAAGCCCCUGGGGCCGGAGCAACUGUGACCACAGGGAGGACGCCGGGCUGGUGUGCACGGGGCCUGCCCCGAGGCUGCGCCUGGCCGAUGGCCCCCAUGGCUGUGCCGGCCGCCUGGAGGUCUGGCACGGCGGGCGCUGGGGGUCCGUGUGUGACGACGCCUGGGACCUGCAGGACGCCGCGGUGGCCUGCCGGGAGCUGGGCUGCGGAGGGGCGCUGGCCGCUCCGGGGGCCGCCUUCUUUGGGGAGGGGUCCGGCCCCAUCGUCCUGGAUGAUCUUCGGUGUCGGGGAAACGAGACGGCCUUGCGGUUCUGCCCCGCGCGGCCCUGGGGCCAGCACGACUGUCACCACCGGGAGGACGCUGGGGCUGUGUGUGACGGCAUGCCUCUCGGCUACGCAACCCCCACCCGCCCUGUGGUGGACAGCAACAGCUCAGGGCCCGGGACGUCCGCGCCCGGGGCGUGGACACUGGGACCCCUGUCCAGCACAGUGAGCCAGGCUCCCAGGAUGCCAGGCAGCUUGCCUCCUGCAGCCUCUCCGACUGCCCCUCAGGAGCCUGGGCCAGAUGCAGGGUCUCCUCAGCUGCGCCUGGUGGCCGGGCCCAGCAGGUGCUCAGGCCGGCUGGAGGUCUGGCAUGACGGGCGCUGGGGGACAGUGUGUGAUGACAGCUGGGACCUGCGGGACUCAGCCGUGGUCUGCCGGGAGCUGGGCUGCAGGGGGCCUCGGCAGCCAGAUCCCGCUGUGGGCCGCUUCGGCUGGGGUGCGGGUCCCAUUUGGCUGGAUGAUGUGGGCUGUGUGGGGACCGAGGCUUCGCUGUCUGACUGCCCUGCUGCUCCCUGGGGGAAGCACAACUGCGCUCACAAUGAGGAUGUCGGGGUCAUGUGUACUGGGACCCCUGGCUUGGACACCAUCUCAGACCCCUUCAGCUGGAGCUGGCUCCCUGGGCUGGGUAGAGAUCGGGAUGCUUGGCUCCCAGGAGAACUGGCCACCAAGCCCUCUGCAAGUCUGACCUCCAUUGUUCCCGAGAAAACAACCACUAAGGCUCCACGGAAAACCCCCAAGAGUACUAAGAAGUGGGUGACCAAACAUGCAAAGAGACCAACUGCUCAGCCCCCCAGGAUGCCAACUACUAAACACUCCAGGGGCCUGGGGACCCAGAGCCCCCCAGAACUAACCUCACAGACCACAACCCUGACUACUGAGGCCUCCUCAAAGCAAACCUCUGAGUUAUUAAAAAGGCUGCUCACAGAGGCUCCCCACAGAUGGACCUCACACACCACCUCCAAGCCAACUCCUCAGGCCCCCUGGACAUGGCCCUCAGGGACCAUGACAACGCUGUCCCCUCAAGGCCCUCAAGAAAUGACCUCUGAGACCACCAUCGAGAAAAUCCGUCAGGCUUCCCUGGAGCCAUCUGCUGAGACCCCAGCCUUCUCCCCCACGGCCAGCAUCCCUGGGGAACCAGGCCCCUUCCGGGUUCGUCUGGCCGACGGACCCAACAGGUGUGCUGGCCGGCUAGAAGUGUGGCAUGCCGGACGCUGGGGGACGGUCUGUGACGACAGCUGGGACCUGCGGGAUGCCACUGUGGUCUGCUGGGAACUGGGUUGUGGAAAGGUCCGGCCCCGAGUGGGCAAAACCCACUACGGCCCUGGGACCGGGCCCAUCUGGUUGGAUGACAUGGGCUGUAAGGGAAGUGAGACCUCGCUGAGCGACUGCCCCUCAGGGGGCUGGGGGAAGCACAACUGUGACCAUGAGGAAGACGUGGGGUUUACCUGCACUGGCUACACAGAUGAUGAUGAUUAUCCCCCCUGGACCUGGGACCCCACUUCAGGAGAAGACCUGGCCAAAGGGGCCACCAUGGCACCAGGGCCUGGACGUGCGCUUCCAUGGAGCAGCACCAGGCACCCAGCGAUCUCCUCCCCAGCAACACGGCUCCUUUCGGUCACAGGUGACCAGGAGGGGUACAAGCCUUCCGGGACAUGGGACACGCCUUGGGGCAGGGGCUCAGCCAAACGGACGCCCACCACAGCACCCACGCUUUCCAGUGGCACCUCCAGGCCCCCAGGACAUCCCUCUCUGGCUCCCAGGGCCCACGGGGACACAGGUUCCCCACAGAGGGCCGGGCCCGAGCGUCGCCUGCUGCGCCCCACUGCAGCCCGGGCGGCACCCCAGACGCGGCCCCCGGCCCCCUCUGCCUUGCCGGGGCCCCGGGGCCUGCAGCCCACCUCUGGCCCGGCCUCUGUCCUCCCCGGCACCUCAGUGGCCGGCCCGGACCUGCCCUCCUCGACCACGCCCGACCUCUCCCCGGCACCGACCCCUCCGCCCACUGCGCCCCGGGAGCUGACGUCUGACCCCUCCGUACCGCCAGAGGGGACCCCAGGGCCAAACACAGCCCCAUACUGGGGGACAGCCGUAGGGACUUCCGGGUCCCCAGAGCCCUCCACAAGCCCGCACCCCACUGCCACCACAUACUCCCCCACCACCCCAUACCCCACUAUAACCCCGAACCCCACCACAACCGCAAACCCCACCACCAGCCCACACUACACCACAACCCUGCAACCCAUGGCAACCCCGCUCCCUGCUUCAACCCUUCCCACCACCACAAUCCCUCUCCCCGCCACGACCCCCCACCCCACAGCGACUCCCCAUCCUGCCACCACCACUCGCCCGGCCAGGACGGCCGACCCCUCCUCCACCCCUAUGGUCACUACCAAGUCUCUUCCAACCUCCCUGGGGCCAGAAUCACCCUCUUCCACUACAGUGCCAAGGGCUACAUCCAGCCUGGGUCCCCAGGUGACCUUCGAGGGGACCCCUCACACCCCCACAUCUCAGAUGCAGAGCCCAGUGCCCUCUCCAGCCUCAGAGGCCAGCCCCUCCAGGGCCCCUCUAACCUCAAGCAGGGGCCCACUGUCCACUGAGGACUUCAGGCCACCCAGGAGCCAGAACCCCACACUAACCCCAGGCCCAGCCUCCGAGCCCAUUCUGCCCUCCGAUCCCCACUCCGAUCAACUCCCCCAUGACCACCCCCCUCUAGGGCCAACCCCUGGUCAGACCCUGGGCCCCCUUGGCCCGUGUGCCUGCCCAGCAGCCCCUGUGAGGGUCAGGGCUUGUGAGCCGCCUGCCUUGGUGGAGCUGGUGGCUGCUGUGAGGGACGUUGGUGGCCAGCUGCAGAGGCUGGCCACGGUCCUGGAACAAGACUGGCAGGAGCGCCAAGCCCUCGGGCUAGGGCUGGCCCAGUUGGGCCUGGGGCAGCUGGGUGAGACAGUAAGGAGACUGGCAGAGGUGGCCUGGGCCCCCAGCACUCCUGUGUCCACUUCCACCACCCCCGAGGAAGAGGAGAGGCCUCUGAGGGGAGAUGUAUGACCUUCUCCAAGAUGUGGGGCGCUUAAAAUACUCUCAGACAAACCAAAGAAAAUCACAGUAUCCAACUAAAAACAAGGUGUAGAUGACAUUUCUGGGGGGCAGGAGAAACCUCAGAGAUGCAAUGGCAAGAUUGAUUUGGAUUGGAGAAUACCACAGGUGCCAGGCAAGGUGGUGGGGAGAA